AUGUCGAAAGGAAAACAAACGGCCAAAUUACCCCCCAGCGGUGGAGGGACUGUCUACUGCCAUACCUGUCGGAAAUCCUUCGUCAAUGCAGAUGCUCUACUCCCAUUACCUUCACCCUCCAGCGCUGAUAAGCCAGCGGCCUCGCCGACAAACAAGAAGUCCAUGUGCAUUCAAUGCAACAGGCAGUUCCAAAGCAAAGCAGCAUUGCGAAGUCAUGAAAAGGACUCCCCGAAACACAAAACCAUCCCAAAAGUUCCACCAGGAGCUUCCUCCAGAAUCACGAAGGCACCUGCCGCAGGCCUAAAUCGCAGGGAAGAGAUAGUAACGGCCCCAGAGACAGAGGCAGGCGGAAGUAACGUUAAGGGGAAUAACAACAUUGAAGCGCCACUAGCAGACUUAGGGCAUCAAUCAUGCCCACUCCCACUACCACGCCUACGGCUACACCCACCCAAAGCAUCGGCUCUGAAAGGGGAUCCGGAUGUUGACAUUGGUCUUACGGAGGUCGAUCUUUUGGUGGACGGGUUGGUACUAUCCUUCUUCGAAGCUGGCCCAGACGCGACGAAAACCGAUAGCCCAGUUGCUUCGUUACCAGGGGAGGAUCAGGAGAAGAAUGCCAAUUCCGAGAGCUACGAACUAGUUGUACCCGACGUUCCUGCACCGUGGUCGUCGAUCCCCUUGAGCGAGCGUGACGUGGUGCUGGAUGCUCUGCAAGCGCAAUGCCACUCCAUGGAAUCCCUGGCGGGGGAAGGAUACUGGACCCAGACGCCAUCGCCGGUGGAUAUUGACAUGGGCAGAAAAUGCAGUGACUGCGGAGUCGCAAAGCAAAGAAUCAGUACACACCCAGAGGAGUCGCAAGGGAUAAUACGUGGUCGCGGCAAAGCGACACCAAAGAAGUCCCGGUGCGGUAACUGCAAGCAACCCGGUAAUUCAAAGGGCUGUAUCAUCUACUCUGCCCAUGACUUCGCACCCCCAAAUGCAAAUCUAGGCAAGAUGGCACCUACACCAGCAUUCAACCGGGACGCUCUCAAGGCCGUCGUGCUGGACUGUGAAAUGGUCGGAGUCCUUGGUGCGAGUGGCCGCGAAUGCAGCGAGCUUGUCCGUGUCAGUGCGGUCGACUUCCUAAGCGGCGAACUUAUACUUGAUACCUACGUCUCUCCGCAGGGCCACGUAACAUGCUGGCGCACGAAGUUCAGCGGCGUCAAUCCAUCUGUUCUCGCGGAGAAGAAGCGGGAGGGGAAGUUGAUAAAGGGCUGGCAAGCUGCAAGGGAUCUGCUAUGGCGGUUUAUUGAUGCGCAAACGGUACUCAUUGGGCAUAGUCUUAAUAACGAUCUUGCUGUCCUUGGAAUGGUACACACCCGCGUUGUUGACUCGGCUAUGGUAACGCGGGUUGCGGUUGCUGAAGAUUGCAAGCGACGUUGGGCGCUGAGGAAACUCGCUCAGCAGUUUCUUGUUCUGGAUAUCCAAGCCGGAAAUGAUGGUCAUGAUUGUGUUGAAGAUACCUAUGCGGCGCGUGAAGUUGUAUUGUGGUGCCUGCGAAAUGCAUCCAGGCUGCAGGCCUGGGGUGCUGAUGAACGGAGAGCCAUGGCGGGAAAUACAAAAGGGAAGAAGUCCCUCGUCACAAGGGCCGUUGAGGUAGCAUCUGCGAAUUGA
This is a messenger RNA of Aspergillus puulaauensis, 1650 nucleotides long. RefSeq lists its product as uncharacterized. Gene Ontology annotation, biological process: rRNA processing; ribosomal large subunit assembly. Lineage: Eukaryota; Fungi; Ascomycota; Eurotiomycetes; Eurotiales; Aspergillaceae. The record is from RefSeq and is a predicted model, not a curated record. The transcript is spliced from 4 exons. Gene Ontology annotation, cellular component: nucleus. The coding region runs from base 1 to 1650 and encodes 549 amino acids. Gene Ontology annotation, molecular function: exonuclease activity; nucleic acid binding.